Messenger RNA from Hemicordylus capensis (graceful crag lizard), 12236 nucleotides. RefSeq names its product NFX1-type zinc finger-containing protein 1-like. Gene Ontology annotation, cellular component: nuclear RNA-directed RNA polymerase complex. The coding region runs from base 406 to 6624 and encodes 2072 amino acids. The transcript has 14 exons. Gene Ontology annotation, biological process: regulatory ncRNA-mediated heterochromatin formation. Lineage: Eukaryota; Metazoa; Chordata; Lepidosauria; Squamata; Cordylidae. Gene Ontology annotation, molecular function: helicase activity. The record is from RefSeq and is a predicted model, not a curated record.
CUGGGCGCCGCUCUCUGCUCUCUUGCUGGGGCUCCCCGGCAACUGGGAUUCGGAAGCAUCUCCCCUCUGAGGUGGGACUCGGGGGCCGGGAGCCCUCAGACUACAUGCAGCUCGAGAGCAUUAGGACCCAGGAGAACGUUCCGCCGGGCAACAUCUAAGUUUCUAUUUCUCCGAAAAGAAACUUAAGGGCCUUGCAGCCAGCCAGCCAGCCAGCCUCUGCCUGCCUGCCCAGAAGGGAGCCCAAGGAGAGGCUGGGCCAGCAGGACUCCCGGGCAGCCCCCUCUGUCCUGAGCAUCCCGCAGUAUAUGCAGCCCAUGUCCACGUUCUGGCUGUCCCAGUAAAGCAGGAGUCCCAACGUUGAGUCUCCAGAGGUGACUGGCCCACGCCGGGCAGCUCUGAAGAAGCAUGUCUGGGCUGAAGAGGAGCUGGGAGGACUGGCCCGGCAGAAGGCCCAGAAGCCCCCCACCGCUGCCGCCACCCUACAAAGCUCCCAGGCUGUCUCCAGAGCCAGGACCCAGCUGGAGGCAAGAGCCCGGGGACAUCUUUGCGGACCUGGAGAGGCUCUGCAACCACCGGCCAGGGCAGCUCCUGGCUUUCUUGAAGAAGCACACCGGCCAGCUGGAGAGGGCCCUGAGCAGCCCAGGCCUCCGCCCGGCCAGGGUCUACAUCCUCCUGCGGGUGGUCAAGCAUGUGCUGGAGGAGUCCACAGAGGCCGCCGUGGUCCAGCCUGCCUUGGAUCUGGUGCUCCAGCCAGGAUUUAUGCUCCGGAGCCUGCUGGGCUUUGUGGCAGAUCUGGAGUCCUUCCGCUGCAGGGAGGGGCAGAUUUCCCAGGAGGUGAUGGGGGACACGGUGGCCGCCCUCCACCACUUGCUGACGGCGUCUCCUGACCAGGCGCACACUUUGCUGUGCUACCCCGUGGACCUCCUCUGCUCCACCGUCCAGAGGCUCCAGUGCCGGGGCUUCCAGUUCACGUGGGUCACACAGAAGCGGCUCCGGGACACCAAGAGCCUGCUCGACCGGGCCUUCUGGCCUUCUGGCGAGUCCGGCAGCAGGGCUCUGGCAGCGCCAGCAAGCAGGGAGGACUUCCACCUCAUCCCCGUCUUCCCCACGCCAGAGGACAUAUUUCUGGAGCCCACCAGGAAGCUGAAACCCAACCUCCUCUCAGGCAGGUACAAGAGCGACCUUGACUACCUGGACACACACUUCCGCCUCUUGCGUGAGGAUCUGAUCAAGCCUCUCAGGGACGGGAUCUCAUCCCAGUUUGCCCUCCGGAGCCUUUUCUCAGACUCUCAGAAGCCAAGAGGGGAGCUACGGCUUUAUCAGGACGUCCAGCUAGUCAACGUGGGUACCUCGCUGGCGGGGGCCACUUACCUGGCCAAGUUCCCCUCCAAGCAAGGUGCUGCCCCCUCCUUCUCUCCCAAGCAGCUUCUGAGCGGCUCCCUCGUGUGCCUCCUCUCCAAUGACUGCGACCACAUGCUGUUUGGGACCGUGGCCAGGCCCGGAGAGAGGGAGCUGCUCCACGGGGCGGUGUGGCUGGACAUCAAGCAGAGCCACAGCACCCUCCUGAGGCUCAUGAGGAGUACUACGAGCUUCACCAUGGUGGAGUCGCCUGCCUUCUUUGAGUCCUAUCGGCACGUGCUAGAAGGGCUGCAGGAGCUGGACACGGCCCACGUGCCCUUCAGAAGGUACCUGGUGAAAUGCAGCCAGGAGAUCGCUCGGCCCUUAUACCUGGAGCAGGAAGCGGUGACCUUUGACCUCUCUGCUCUACAACAUCUGGAGGGUGAACAGGAGGAUGUCGCGGACAGCCCUAAGGUAGGCACAAUGAGAAUCCAAAUGGCGAGAGCCAGGGGCAUCGUCUGGGCAUGGGAAACCCCCCCCCCCCGCCACACACACACACCUGUUGGGGUUGAGGGUUGCCAGUCCUGUUCCACGAACGGGGCGUGGGGGGUGGAGCCUUGGCUCCAGGUGGACGAUGGGGGCCCACUGGUGGAUCUGACAGCCGUGAGCCCUUUUAGCUCUCAGCUCUGGACUCCGGAGAUGUUUCCACACCUGGAUGAAUCUCAGAUCCUGGCCAUCCAGACGGCUCUGAGCAGAGAGUUUGUGCUGAUCCAGGGCCCACCUGGAACAGGUAAAACGUUCAUAGGACUCAAGAUUUUGAAGGUCCUGCUGGAGAACCAGACCCUCUGGAAGGACGACCGUACACCCUGCCUGGUCGUCUGCUAUACCAACCAUGCGCUGGACCAGUUUCUGGAAGGGGUCCUCCGCUUCCAGCCUUCAGGGGUCGUGCGUAUCAGGGGCAGGAGCAAGAGCGAGGCCGUGAUGGCGCACUCCUUGCGGAACCUGCGCAAGCAGCAGUUUGCCGGCUUCCUGCUGGGCAGAGACCGGCAGCAGCGUGGGCAGCUGCUCAGUGCCCUGCGCCAUCAGAAGGAGAGCAUCGCCUACUGCACGGAGGUGCUGGGUCUGCUCUGCAGGGGCGUCCUCUCGGAGCAGGAGCUGGAGGCCGAGCUGGCUGACGACAACCUGCACAUGCCGCAGGGCGCGAUCCUGUCCUGGCUGCAGAUCCACCCCCCAGAAGAGAAAGGGCCGCCGCUGCCCCCCCCAGGAGACAGAGCCGUGGCAGCAGCCACUGCAGGGAAGCGGCAGGUAAGGGCGGCGGCUGCCCCCCCCAUGAACAUGCUGAAUUGGGAGAGGGCUGGGUGGAGCAUUCCGCCCGCCCCCAAUGAGAGCCUCCUUGCAGCACCCAGCAAAAUCAGGGUCCCCAGGAGCCCCCUCCCCUCUCUUUCUCUGAGUCUCUGCCACUGGGGCUGGUGGAGAGAAGACCGCAGCCGACAAAGCCUCCCACUCACAGGGCUCUUGCCUUGUGGCCCCCCAGCUGGAUUCUCCUCCCGCCCCAUGGCCUGUGAGCCGGAGUCCUUCCAGGGCUACAGAGACGAACGGUUCCUAGAUGACCAGUAUGACGAUGACCAGGACGCCAAGGAGUCUCCCGCCACCCCCAAGAGCAAGUUUGCCUACCUCGUCCCUGAAGAAGGCAGCACCUCUCAGAGCUGGAUGUUGGCGUGCUUGCAGGAAGGAGACAUCAUGACCAACGAGGAAGUCGCCACAAUCCGCAGCCUCCAGGACCUGCGCUUGAAGGACCACUGGCGCCUCUACAGGAGGUGGGUGGCAGCCUAUGAGAACGAGCUGAAGGCAGCCCUGGCGGAGAAGCUGCCGCUCUACGAGAAGGACGCUGCCCGGCUGGAACAGCUGACCUUGCAGGAAGACUUGAUGCUUCUCCGGCAGAGCUGGGUCAUCGGGAUGACCACCACAGGAGCUGCUAAAUACAGGAAGUUGCUACAGCACCUGCGUCCCCGCAUCGUGAUGGUGGAAGAGGCAGCGGAAAUCCUGGAGGCCCACGUCCUCACCUCUCUCACCUCCUCCUGUCACCACCUCAUUCUCAUUGGAGACCACCAACAGCUGAGACCCAAACCAGCCGACUACACCUUGGAGAAGAAGUUGGGGCUCGGCGUCUCGCUCUUUGAGCGCAUGGUCAACAACCAGCUUCCUCACGUGCAGUUGCUCUACCAGCAUCGCAUGCGGCCAGAGAUCUCCCAGCUGCUGGUGCCGUUCUUCUACAAGGAACUGAGGGAUCACCCCGCGGUCCUGGAGUACGAAAGCAUCAAGGGCAUCGAAAAAAGUGUGUUCUUUGUGCAACACCGAGAGGCAGAGAGCCACAGCACCCACUCCGAAAGCUACAGCAAUGAGCACGAAGCCACCUUCCUGGCCUCACUCACCAGCUACCUCCUUAAGCAAGGGUACGAGCAGAGCCAGAUCACCCUCCUCACCCCGUACCACGGUCAGAUGGUCUGGAUCCGAGCUCUUCUGAAGCAGCAGAGGAUGGCAGACGUGGCCGCCCAUGCAGUGGAUGAGUUCCAGGGAGAAGAAAACGACAUCGUCCUCCUCUCGCUGGUCCGAAGCAACAGCCAAGGGAGGGUCGGCUUUCUCAAGGACAAGAACCGACUCUGCGUCGCUCUCUCCCGGGCGAAAAAGGGCUUCUACUGCAUUGGAAAUCUGGAGACUCUCUCAGCAAGCUGCAAGCUAUGGAAAGAGAUCUCAGGCUUGCUAAAAUCCAAGAGCCUCCUUGGGGAAGAGCUGGUACUGAUGUGCCAGAACCACCCCGACACAAGGACAGCGGUGAAAGGCAGCACGGAUUUUGGCAAGCUCCCGGACGGAGGCUGCACGCUCAAGUGCCAGGCCCGGCUGGAGUGCGGCCACCCCUGCACGCGCCGCUGCCACCCCUGCGACAGGGACCACCUCACGAGCCUCUGCGAGUUCCCCUGCAGCCGGGUCCUGUGCAAGCUCAACCACCAGUGCCCCAAGAAGUGCAGGCAGGCCUGUGAGCCUUGCCAAGUGGAGUUGGUGGAGAAGGCCAUCCCCAGAUGCGGCCACCGCCAGAUGGUUCCGUGCCACAUGCCUGCCGAGGCCUGGGUGUGCGAGGAGCCCUGCCCGCGGCUGCUGCCGUGCAGCCAUCCCUGCACGCUGCGCUGUGGCCAGGACUGCAGAGCCCGCCUGUGCAAGGAGCCGGUGCAAGUCGCGCUGCCCUGCGGCCACGCGGCCCAGGCAGACUGCUACCAGCAGAAGCGGCCCCUGAAGUGCUACGAGAAGUGCCAGCAGAGGCUGGCGUGUGGCCACCUUUGCCGCGGAAGCUGCUACGAAUGCGUCCAGGGCCGGAUGCACACGGCCUGCCGCCACAAGUGCCACAGGGUCCUCCUCUGCUCCCACGUGUGCCAGGGCGCCUGCUGCGAGAACUGCCCCCCCUGCAAGAGGAAGUGCCCAGCCCGGUGCCCCCACAGCCGCUGCGACAAGCUCUGCGGGGAGAUCUGCUUCCCCUGCGCCCAGCCCUGCGCCUGGAGGUGCCGGCACCACCGCUGCCGGCAGACGUGCUCCGAGCCCUGCGACCGCCCCCGCUGCAACAAGCCCUGUCCCCGGACCCUCCAGUGCAAGCACCCGUGUGUGGGCCUCUGUGGGGAGCCCUGUCCCCCCAAGUGCUGGGUGUGCCACCGGGAGGAGCUGGCGGAGAUCUUCUUUGGGAGCGAAGACGAGCCAGGGGCUCGCUUUGUGCUUUUAGAAGACUGUGGGCACGUCUUUGAGGUGGCGGGGCUGGAUCGCUGGGUGGACGGGGAAGCAGGCACGGCCCCAGCCCAGCACGUGCAGCAGCUGGUGUGCCCCAAAUGCUCGACCCCCAUCCAGGACAACCCCCGGUACAACGACGUCCUCAGAGCGACACGGCAGCGGAUCGAGGAGGUCAAGCGGAAGCUGCAGGGCGGCAAAGAGGCGGCACUGUGGGCUGGGCGGACGGCCCUGCUCGGCCAACUAGCCGCCGUGCCAGACACCGGCCGCUACCUCAGGCACACCUCCUUGGCCAGGAAGAUCAAGGCGGCCGCCUCCCUCCAGGGCCUCAAGGACUUGGAGAACACGGUGAGUUUCCUUCUGAGCCUGCAGAGGCUGAAAAGCCAAGCCAAGAGGUGCACGCCGGAGCGGAGAGGGCAGCUGACCGGGAUGGCUGAGGCGGUGGAGGCCUGGCUCUGCAGGAGGAGGGAAGGAGACGCCUUCACAGCCCAACAACUCCAGGAGGGCAGGGACGAGGUCAGGCGCAUCUCCUACUUGGCCAACCUCUUUGAGUGGCUGAGCAGCCAGGGCCGCCUUCCUCUCUCCCCCGAGGCCUCGGCAGCGGUGGAGAAGGCGUUGGGCCUGCUCGGUCAGCAGAAGCCGCUGGCAGAAGCCCAGGAGGAGCUCCUUCGCGCAACGCUGGAGACGAUUGACCGGCUGCUGCCCGCCACGGGGCUGCUGCUGCGGCUCUCCAAGGCCGAGAGAGUCUCCAUCACGGAGGCCCUGCGCUUUGGGAGGGGCCACUGGUACAGCUGCCCCCAGGGCCACCUGUACGCCAUCGGAGAGUGUGGGCAGCCGAUGCAAGAGAGCCGCUGCCCAGAGUGUGGGGCCACCAUUGGAGGGCAGCACCACAGGCUCAAUGCAGAUAAUGAAGCGGAUGACCGAAUCCUGAACCCGGUCCCCGGGGGCAGUGCAGGGGGCGCAGAGAGGCGCCUCAGCCACAUCGCAGAGCCAGCUGCUCCCUCCGCUCCUCUGGCCUCCUCAGCCCCUGCUGCUGCCAUCAGCCCCUCAGGUCAGCUGGGCUCUCCGCUUACAUGGAGCACCAAGGGCAGCCCCACUGGAGCGGGACUCAGCCCUGCAGGCAGUCCAGCCCCUCCGGCCAGUUCCCCCAGCAGCCCUUCCAGCAGGACCUGCCAAGACCCAAGUCCCGACUUGGAAGGGGCCAAGGAGACCCCCCACCCCACCCCAGGCCCCAGUGCAUGCUGGGAGCAGGAAGAGUCUGCACCCUCUCUGGAGGGCUGUGGGGCAGCAGCCAGGGGAGAGGUUUCGCUCCUGGACCCUCCUGAGUCCGGGGACCCAGACAGACACCCGUCGUCUCCUGCCUGCACUCCCCCGAUGGCGCCGGAGGUGUCAGACCCCUGCCCCCCACAAUCACCCCCUGCCCCGCCCAGAGCAGCUGCGAGAAGCCAAAGGCGGAGGAGCGCCCACCUGGCUGCUCAGGGCCGCAGCAGAGCACUGCGCCUGAAGAAGAGCCCCUGACUCCAGUGCUUCCCGCAUCAGGGCCUGCCAGGCCUGUAGGGUGGAUCCUGAACGCCUGCCUUGCCCCCACUGCCUGACUGGAAGCAACCCCCCCCCCCCCAGUCCCAGUACCCACCUCCCUUCCCUGCCUCGCCCAGAAGACUGAAGCCAAGCCCGCUUGCUCCUGCCAGUGCCCAGGAAGAGGGCUGCUUUGCCCAGGACCAUCCCCCGGGAGGCCCCUCCGCUAGGCCACGCCGCAGCCCCCCACAGCCAGGCCCCCAGCUGCAGCCUCCGUCCCCAUCACUGGGUCUUCCAGGUGCAGAUGCUGCAAGAGCAGCUGCGCUCCUACAAUGUAGUGAGCCAAGCGGAGCAAGCUCUCCAUGCUGCUGCUGCCCCCACCCCCACCCCCGUGGUGCAAGCCCCUUCAAGGCAAGGCCCCAGUCUUGAGAGCUGGUCUGCCUAGGAGGCUGAGCUGCCCCCCCCCCCCAAAAAAACCGGAGCUCCUCUCAGCAGCUGUUACGAGGAUAGCCACCCUCCUUUCCGGGCUGAGAAAUGACCGGAGGCAGCAGCAGUUGGAAAAGUGAGCCCCAAGAGGCUGGCUGGCUUCAUUGCCUGGCAGCCUCCAUUCUGCCCAGGCUAACCUCCCGCCCGUUUCUUUUCUGCUUGUCCUUUUUGGUGUCUCCAAAGCCAGAUUGAUGCAGCUGUCCGUUUAAAUUUGGAAAUUUGCCACAAGAAACAAAUUAGCCAGGGAUUGCCUGGUUCAAUUUAAUUCAAAAUCAAUUACUGAGCAGAUUUUAUCAAGCUCAUUUUGCCAAAGCCCUUACUAUUGAAACUCAGCAGGUAAAAUUUUUGAAAGAAAUACCAACCAGGAUUUUAAGGAAACAGAAGGAUUAUAAAUUUUUUACAGAUGCUUUGAAUGCUAAUGGAAUACAUUUUAGAUGGGAAAUACCCGAGGGAGUCUCCUUUUUUUACAAGGGCAAGAAGAAUAGGUUCACAGAGCUCCUUAAAAGCGUAAGGAUUUUGGCGAAAAUACAAAAAAAAAAAAAAUUAUCUUCCGAGCAGCCAGUCCCCUCAACACAUAAUUCUAAUUAGACUAGAUGGAUUACAGGAUAGCUUCAUGGAACAUUAAUGGGUUAAAUACCAAAACAAAAAGGAAUAGAGUUUUUCAUUUUCUUAAGAAACAAAAUUUGGACAUUGUAUGUUUACAGGAGACACACAUUAGAAAACAAGAUAGAAAAUUUUUGGUUAAUAAGGCUUUAGGACAAGAAUUUGUUUCCUCUGAUAAGAAAAAAAAAGAGGGGUAGUAUUUUAUGUUAAACAACAAUUUGAACCCAAGUUGAUUUUUAAAGAUGAAGAAGGCAGGCUGCUAGCCUUGGAAAUUUUAAUUUCUGGAAUUAAAAUGGUGAUAAUUGGAAUUUAUGCACCUAAUGAAAAGAAAGUUGAAUUUUAUAAUCAUUUAGAACAGAAGAUAGCUGAGUUAUCGAAUGUUAACUUGAUUAUUUUGGGAGAUUUUAAUGGUGUUGUCUCUACAUCUUUGGAUAGAAAAUCUGAUAUACCUGAAAGGAACCUACAAGGCAAGCUUCCUAAAGCGUUUUUUGACUUAGCAGAACAUAUGGAUCUUUAUGAUUUGUGGAGAAUUAAAUAUUCAAAUGCAAAAGAAUACACUUACUUCUCUGAAAGAUAGCAAUCUCAUUCAAGGAUAGAUAUGGUUUGGACAUCAAAAUCUAUUACACCAUGUAUAAAAAGAAUGAACAUUUUGCCCAGAACUUUUUCAGAUCAUAAUCCAAUUUGUUUUACAUGGAAGAAGAAAGGAAUGGUUUCAUUUCGCUGGAGAUUGAAUAUCUGCUGAAAAAAUCAGAUGUUGUGGAGAAAGCUAAAAAGAAGCUAAAGCACUAUUUUGAACUGAAUUUAAACCAAGGAAUGGACAACAAAAUAGUCUAGGAUGCAGGAAAAGCGGUCAUGAGAGGUUUCUUUAUACAGCAAAAUGCAUACUUUAAAAAGCAAAGAGGAUUGAAAAAAGAGACGUUAUUGAUGCAGAUUUCUAAAAAAGAAAGAGAAUUACUAUGGGCUAAGGAUAAGAAGACGAUUACUCAAGCUAUCAAAAUGCUCCAACAACAACUCUCUAUGUUAGUAUCAAAUGAAGUUGAACGGAACUUAAAAUAUGUCAAGCAAAGGUCAUUUGAGUUCGCAAAGAAACAAGGCAAGUUGUUGUCUUGAAAAAUUAGAUCUGAGAAAAAAAAUAACUACAUAUCCAAAAUACUUACAAAAAAUGGGCUUUCUUAUGAUGGUAAGGAAAUAGAAUUCUUUAGAUACUAUUCAGCACUAUAUAAAGGAAAUAUAGUAGAAGAUAUAAAAAAUUGAACAAUUUCUUAAGACCAAAAAUAUCCCAAAACUUUCUAAGGAACAUAUAGAAAUUAUGAAUGCUCCGAUAACAAUAAUGGAAGUAACAGAAACAAUAAAUCAAAGUAAGGCUAAUAAGGUGCCAGGACCUGAUGGGCUAUCAGCUUUGUACUAUAAAUCAUUUAAAGAUCAAAUUCUACAGCCUUUGCAAUGGACUAUGAAUGACAUUUUGCAAAGAGGGAUUAUGCCGGAGUCUUGGAAGUAUGCUAAUAUUGCAGUAAUCCCAAAACCAGAUCAAGAUUUAGCGCAAGUCAAAAACUACAGACCAAUCUCACUUUUAAAUAAUGAUUAUAAACUUUUUGCUGCCAUUUUGGCAAGAAGAAUGAAGGCUAUGUUAAGACUCUUUAUUCAUGAGGAUCAAGCUGGCUUCUUGACAAAGAGACAAUUAAGAGAUAAUGUGAGAACAGUGUUGAAUGUACUGGAGUAUUAUGAAAAACACAAUGACAAACAGAUGGCUAUGAUUUUUCUGGACGCAGAGAAAGCUUUUGAUAAUGAGCCCCUGGUGGCGUAGUGGUAAAACUGCCGCUCUGUAACCAGAAGGUUACAAGUUCGAUCCUGACCAGGGGCUCAAGGUUGACUCAGCCUUCCGAGGUCAGUAAAAUGAGUACCCAGAAUGUUGGGGGGCAAUAUGCUAAAUCAUUGUAAACCGCUUAGAGAGCUUCAGCUAUAAAGCGGUAUAUAAAUGUAAGUGCUAUUGCUAGUGCUAUUGCUAUUCCUGGCAGUUUAUGUGGAGGUUAUUAGAUGCAAUGGGCGCUGGUAAUAAUUUUAUUAGGGCUAUCGAGGCAAUCUAUUUGGAGCAAUAUGCUAAGAUCAUUGUAAAUGGGGAAUUAGCAGACAAUUGUAAAAUACAAAAAGGGACUAGACAAGGAUGUCCACUUUCCCCAUUACUUUUUAUAUUAGUAUUAGAAGUGUUCUGUAGAAAUAUUAGAGAAGAUGAUCAUAUACAAGGCCCGAAAAUUGGGAAACAAGAGUAUAAACUAAGAGCCUUUGCAGAUGAUGUGUUUUUUUUUAGAAAAUCCAUUGGAUAAGAUUGGAAGACUCUUGGAAAAAAUACAACAACUUGGCCAAUUGGCUGGGUUUUAUAUAAACAAGACUAAAACAAAGGUGUUGACCAAAAAUAUGGAUCAGAAAUCUAAGGACAGAUUUUUUGAAAUAAGUGAACUGAAAGUGGAGAAUAAAAAUUUCUGGGUGUUUGGCUGACAAACAAUAAUUAUUUGUUCUCAAAUAAUUAUAUUAAAAUAUGGAAUACAGUAAAAUCUGACUUACAAAGAUGGUCUAAUAUGAACGUAUCUUUAAUGGGAAGAAUUUCAGUGGUGAAAAUGAAUGUCUUACCCAAAAUGUUGUUUCUCUUUCAGACUAUUCCUAUAAUUAAUACUUUAACUUGUUUUAAGCAAUGGCAGAAGGACAUAACUAAAUUUGUUUGGCAAGGGAAAAGACCAAGAAUUAAUUUUAAAAAUUUAACAGAUGCAAAAGAAAGAGGCUGUCUUACCCUACCAGACUUAAGGUUGUAUUUUGAUGCUGUUUGUUUGACGUGGUUAAAAGAAUGGAUAACAUUAAGAAAUUCUAGAAUACUUGAUCUGGAGGGAUUUGACAGAAGGUUCGGAUGGCACUCCUAUUUGUGGUAUGACAAAAGUAAAGUGCAUAAAGAUUUUCUUAACCACUAUAUAAGAAGGAGUUUAAUGAGAGUUUGGGUAAAAUAUAAAAAAUGGUUGGAACCUAAAACUCCGUUAUGGCUAUCCCCGAUUGAAGCUCUAGCACGUAAAGAGGUAAAUAUGCAAUCACAAUGGGGUACCUAUAGGGAUUUGUUAUGUUUUCAAGAAAAGGACUGUAAGUUAAAAAGUUUAAUUGAAGUACAAAAUUUGGUUAGUAACUGGUUUCAGUACCAUCAGCUAAAUGAAGUUUAUAAGAAGGAUCUUAAAGUUGGAUUUGAGGAUCAGAUGUCAAGAUUUGAGAAGGAGCUGUGUGAAAAUGAUGAAAAAGUAGUUUCUAAAAUGUAUAAGCUCUUGCUUUUGGAUGAGACAAGAGACGAAGUGGUUAAAACGACGAUGGUAAAAUGGGCUCAAGAUGUGGGCUAUAAUAUAGAAAUGGCAGCCUGGGAAAACUGAUUUAAAGUUCACUGCAUGUUAUGUUUUAAAAGAAAAUUACUAUAAAAUGAUGUAUAGGUGGUAUUUGACACCUAAAAAACUGGCAUUAAUGUAUAAAAAUGUUUCAAACAAAUGUUGAAAAUGUGGACACUCUGAAGGAACCUUUUUUCAUAUGUGGUGGACUUGUAGGAAGGCGAAGGCCUUUUGGGACAUGAUAUAUAAUGAAUUAAAGAAAAUUUUCAAAAUGACAUUUCCUAAGAAGCCAGAAUCCUUCCUGCUGGGAAUAACGCAAGGAGUGUUUUCUACAACCAACUUAACAUUCUUUAUGUAUGCUACCACGGCGGCCAGAAUAAUAUAUGCGUAGAAAUGGAAGAGUAAUGAACUGCCCUCAAAAGAAGAUUGGCUGAUAAACAUUUUGGAAUAUGCGGAGUUGGCAAAACUUACAGUACUGAUAAGAGACCAAAAUUUGGAAUGUUUUAAAGAAGAUUGGAAACCAUUCUUAUUAUACUUAAAGAACUACUUUCCUAACAUUGAUUUUACAACAGGGUUUGAAAUUUAGUAAUAUUAGCAGGUUGAGUAGCUCAAAAUUGAGUUUGUAAGGUUUAGAGAUAUGUUUUGAAUUAUUAUUAUAGCAAGGGUUAAUUCUAUAGUUGGUGAUUCAUGAGGAGGUGUGAGCGGGAAGUCCAUAUUUGUUUAAUGUGUUGUGACUGUUAAGAUAUUGUUAAAAUCAAUAAAAAUGUAAACAAGGGAAGUCAAUAUUCCCUAAAGUGGCCAAAAUAAAUAAACAAACAAAUCUUCAGGGGAGGUCUGUCUGGUGGCGACUCAAAGACGAGGCUUCGCGGUAGUUGCCCCAGAGCUGUGGAACUCACUUCCUGCUGAGAUUAGGGCUGCUCCAUCCCGGUUGACUUUUAGGAAACAGCUGAGGACACCUCUCUCCAUAAGAACAGCCCGGCUGCUGGAUCAGGCCCAAGGACGGAGGCCCCUCUAGUCCAGCACCCUGUUUCACACAGUGGCCCACCAGAGGCCUCUGGGGAGCAGCCCACAGGCAAGAGGGGAAGGCCGGCCCCAGGCGAAGGCAUGCUGUUCAUCCACAGCAGACAAGUCUGGCAAGAGCUUCUGGGGGCCUGCUGCCAUCAGAACACUCCCCCC